Molecule: messenger RNA, 2973 nt
Organism: Cajanus cajan (pigeon pea)
Lineage: Eukaryota; Viridiplantae; Streptophyta; Magnoliopsida; Fabales; Fabaceae
Source: RefSeq, a predicted model, not a curated record
ACCGCACCACAAACUUACAUCCCAAUUCCUUUCUGCUCUUUCCUAAUAUCAUGGCCGAAUAUUUUGUCUUAGAUAUUGCUGAAUCACUACUAGGGAAGCUUGCUUCUUCUGUUUAUGGACAAGCUUCUCGUGCCUAUGAUGUGUAUGAGGAUGUGCAAGGGAUCAAAGACACCUUGUCAAUUGUGAAAGGUGUGUUGUUGGAUGCUGAGGAGAAGAGGGAGCAGCAGCAUGGGUUGCGUGAAUGGCUCAGCCAGAUUCAAAACGUAUGCUUAGAUGCUGAAGAUAUAUUGGAUGGAUUUCAGUGCCAAAACUUGAGAAAGCAAGUUGUCAAAGCUUCAGGCACCACCAGAAUGAAGGUAGGCCACUUCUUUUCUUCCUCUAAUUCUCUUCUUUUACGUUUUAAGAUGGCUCGUCAAAUCAAAUAUAUUAGGCAUAGAUUGGAUAAGAUAGCAGCUGAUGGCAACAAGUUUGGUCUUCAGAGGAUUCAUGCUGAUCACAGACUUGUGCAAAGGAGGGAAAUGACUUAUUCCUAUGUUGAUGCUUCAGGGGUUAUAGGAAGGGAGAAGGAUAAGGAAGCCAUUUUAAAACUUUUAAUGCAGCCUCAUCCUCUUGGUGAUGGUGAUAAAAGUCUUUGUGUUAUUCCCUUAGUGGGUAUUGGAGGCUUGGGGAAGACUACACUUGCAAAGUUGGUGUUCAAUGAUAAGAGGAUGGAUGAACUUUUCAAAUUGAAGAUAUGGGUGUGUGUCUCAGAUGAUUUUGACAUUAGGCAGAUAAUUAUUAAAAUUAUCAACUCUGCCUCUGCUUCAGCUCCAAAUAUUGCUUUUGCUCACCAAGAAAACCUUAACAGCUUAGAUAUUGAGCAGUUACAAAGUCGUCUUAGACACAAGCUUUCUAGUCAGAAGUAUUUACUAGUUUUGGAUGAUAUAUGGAGUGAUGACCGUACAAAAUGGAUAGAGUUGAAAGAUUUAUUGAAGGUUGGUGCAGUGGGAAACAAAAUCAUAGUGACAACACGAAGCAACACAAUUGCUUCAAUGAUGGGCACUGUUACCCCGUAUGUUUUAGAAGGUCUUUCUAUGGAAAAUUGUUUAUCUCUGUUUGUCAAAUGGGCAUUUAAGGAAGGCGAAGAAACAAAAUAUCCAAAUUUAGUGGAGAUAGGAAAAGAAAUUGUGAAAAAAUGUCGAGGAGUUCCAUUGGCGGUUCGAACUUUAGGAAGUUCCCUAUUCUUAAAUUUUAAUUUAGAACGGUGGAAAUUCGUAAGAGAUCACGAGAUAUGGAACUUAAAACAGAAAAAAGAUGACAUUUUACCUGCUCUCAAGUUAAGCUAUGAUCAAAUGCCAUCCUAUUUGAGGCUCUGUUUUGCUUACUUUUCCCUUUUUCCUAAAGAUUUUUGUUUUUCUGAUGCUUGUGUUACUGAUCUUUGGGGGGCACAUGGAUUACUUAGAUCUCCAGUUGGAAGUCAAAAGAUAGAGAAUAUAUCUAGACUAUAUAUAGAUGAGUUACGUUCAAGAUCAUUUCUAGAGGAUUUUGAGGACUUAGGCGCCCACCUUUACUGUUUCAAAGUACAUGAUUUAGUACAUGAUCUUGCACUGUACAUUGCCAAGGGGGAGCUUGUAGUGGUCAACUCCCAUACUAGUAAUAUACCUGGGCAAGUAAGGCAUUUAUCAGUUGUUGAAAAUGAUUCACUUAGCAAUGCUUUGUUUUACAAGUCCAGAAGGGUGAGGACUAUACUUUUUCCCAUCCAUGGGGUGGGUGUUGACAGUGAAUCUCUUUUGUAUACAUGGAUAACAAGAUACAAAUACUUACGGGUUUUAAGUUUAAGUGAUUCCCGUAUUGAGACUCUGCCUAAUUCAAUUGGUAAAUUGGAGCAUCUGCGAGCUCUCUGUCUUGAAAAUAACAGAAAAAUAAAAAGACUUCCUCAUUCUAUAUGCAAACUCCAAAAUUUGAAAUUUUUGUCCCUCAGAGGAUGCAUGGAGCUUGAAACAUUGCCUAAAGGAUUAGGAAUGUUAGUCAGCCUUCAAAGAUUGCUCAUAACCACAAAACAAUCUAUUCUGCCAGAAGAUGAGUUUGCAAGCCUUAACAAUCUUCAUACUUUGAGUUUUGAAUAUUGUGACAAUUUGAAGUUUUUGUUCAGAAGGGCACAACUCACAUCCCUUAAAGUUUUGCUUGUUCAAUCAUGUGGGUGCCUUGAGUCCUUACCUCUUCAUAUUCUCCCAAAACUGGAAGUUUUGUUUGUAAUAAGGUGCAUGACGCUAAAUCUGUCGUUGAACUGUGAAAGCCCAAACCAUAGUUUGAGGAUGAAACUUCUGCAUCUUGAGCAUUGUCCAAGGCAACAGACAUUGCCCCAAUGGAUUCAAGGAGCCGCAGACACUUUGCAGAGAUUGUUCAUUUUAAAUUGUGAUAGUCUUGAGGUGCUUCCUGAGUGGCUGACAAGAAUGAGUCAUCUUAAGAUGCUCCAUAUUUUUAACUGUCCUCAGCUAUUGUCUCUCCCAAAUGACAUGCAUAGCCUCACUGCCCUUGAAGAUUUGAGCAUAGAUGGUUGCCCUGAAUUGUGUCGAAAAUGUGAACCACAAUCUGGUGAGUACUGGUCCUUCAUCUCUCACAUCAAACGCUUUUCCAUUGGAGAAACAAGAGAAGAGAAACUUCUUUUUCGAAUGCGGUCGCAGCUGCGGUUGAGAUUGCGCAAUUAGUAAGACUGAAAUGUUGCAUAGGCAUGGAGACUACAACAGUGAAGAGAAGAUCAUCCUUCUAAUGUGAUUUUGUUUUCUGUUUUUCAUUUUGUGAGAUCAAGUUUCAUUUGUGCAGUUCCGAACUGCCCCUGUGAACAAAGGUUUCGGUUCAAAAUUGAUUGCAGGGUUUAGGGUUUAAUAAACUUAUUCAACUUAAUAGUACAAUAUCUACUAAAUCAACUUAAAUUUCCGGCCGUGGUGCUUUUUGUGAAGGAGGUCUUAUUGUUAUGGGAUCUGAGGCUGUCAU